GAUCAGCUGUGGCGAGGAUCUACAGAAAAGUAUACAGAUACAAAGUUACCGAUUUAAAAGCAGAAAGAAAGAAAAAUGUACAAAACAAAGCUUCCAGAGAAUCAAACACUUGCUACUUAUAUGCAAAAAAGACGAAAUAUGGAUCUAGAGCGCCAGGACAGGAUUUUCAACGCUAAAAUAAGAACAAUUGGGGUGGACAAGGAAGCCUUAGAUAUUCAAGUAAAUGAAAAGAAGCUAAGGAAAGAAAAGGAGUUAGAAAAGCACAACACCUACGCUGAAAGCAUGAUUCUUCAUGAUAAAAUCAACUGUCUAUUAGAUGAUAGAGAAAAGAAGGAUAUGUACAACCUGAACAAGGCAAUCAAUGAUUUCAGGAGUCAAUUCCAGAAGAUGGAAGACAGGCGUGAAUUUGAUCUCAAUGACCCACAAGAGCUUAAGAAGGAUAUCCCCGCAAGGAUAGCUGAUGAUGAUCCGAGGUUAUGUGUGUCAGGGGUGCAGAAAAUGGUUGGAGAAGAUUUAGAUCAGCCAGAAAGAUACAAGUGUCAGCAAGAACAACUAAGAGAAUGGCUGCUUCAACAACAAAGUGAAUUACAAAAGGCUCAGCAGGAACAUCGAAUAAGAGAAGACCUCUAUGAUGACUCAAGAAUACAAUUAGACAGGAUAGCAGUUGAACUUCAAAAGAUAGAUGAAGAUAUCAGAAAACGCAAUGCUGUGGCCACUAAAGAGUUCAAUAUGAAAAAGGCAACUGAAAAAUCAUUAAAGAAAAAACAGGAAAAGGAGCUUGAGGAGCAAGAUAACAUGGCUGAAAUUUCAAAUGUUCUCCAAGGAGACUUGAUUUCAGAAAACCCCGAUCAAGCCAUCAGUGCGUUUGGACCACAUCGUGUUAUUCCCGAUCGGUGGAAAGGGAUGAACUCAGCACAGCUUCAAGAGAUACGGAACACUUGGGAGAAGCAAAUCCAUGAGAAACAGAGGUCCAAGGAGGAAGAGAAAAACCAUGUGAAUGAAUGGGACCAGCGGCGGAUCAGCAGUGAUCGUGCUGCAAUACUCAUGGAGCGUCAUCAGACGCGAAUCAACAAAGGACUCCGCAGAGCUAUGGAUGACACCAAUAAACAUCUCUCUGUAGAGCAAAAGGCUCAAAAUUACCAGCCUCUUUUGGAGUGUGCAUUCCUAGAGCAAGUAGUACGGGGACAUCGUUAAACCGGCAGAAUUCUUGAAGACUCACUUACCAGGAGAGACCUACAUCACUGAAUUACACACUUCAGCUCAGUCUGACACUUUGGGAUACCCAGGAAGACAUUUCACUGUUUGGUCAUUGCACUCUUGCAAUCGCAUCUGUGUUUACCACUGGUUUGUUUAAUUUCAGUGCAAUUUUCUAUCCUAAAAUACAUAAUGUUUCAGAACUAGAAAGUAAAUAAUGAAUUAAUA
Molecule: messenger RNA, 1422 nt
Organism: Polypterus senegalus (gray bichir)
Lineage: Eukaryota; Metazoa; Chordata; Cladistia; Polypteriformes; Polypteridae
Gene: ribc2
Product: RIB43A domain with coiled-coils 2
Exons: 7
Coding region: 76-1194 (372 amino acids)
Source: RefSeq, a predicted model, not a curated record